Gongylonema pulchrum is the source of this 330-nucleotide messenger RNA. Lineage: Eukaryota; Metazoa; Nematoda; Chromadorea; Rhabditida; Gongylonematidae. The record is from the annotation of a GenBank genome assembly.
AUGGUAAGCGCCAUAUUAAUUCUGCUUUAUUGUUGCGCUGCUAAAGCUGCGCUUGAUGAUGCUGAUAAGAAAAACGACGCGAAUGUGGAGGAAUAUCAAGAGAUGUCAUGGCGAGUGAUGGCUACAUACAAUCAAAUUUCUGAUGAUCUCUACUACUGGAUACCAAUAAAACUUUUGGACGUACGCACCGAGUUUACCGUUGGCCUGCGUUUCACAAUCAGAAUUGCAGUCGCUCAGUCAAACUGCACUCGACUUGUAGGAACAUUUCUACGAUUAGUCAUGCUUAAGCGAAUAAAAUUUGGUCCAGAAAAUACGUCCAACUUUAAAUAA